UUCGGACGCUUUGGCCGGCCAGCUUCUUAUCAGUGUAUCGCCUCGGCUGCCUUGGCCCGGCGAGGCCCUCGUCUUACCACACCGUUCCCUCUUCAGCCUGCUGUAGGCCUGCUGCAGCAACGAGAGGACGGCGGGGAAGGGAGGGACGCGAUGACCACUGAGUGCGUCUAGAGUAUCUCCGAGCGCGGACGCGGAGGGACGCCGUCGACGCCGCGGCGCGCAGCUAUGACGUAGCUGCGAUCGCUGCCAUGGACGUGCUCUCGUGGAAAGAAUUCGUUGCCGGGUGGGCCGGAGGUGUUGCUGGCCUCGGCGUCGGGCACCCCGCCGACACCAUCAAGGUCCGGCAACAGGCGUUCACGGAGAGGAUAGGGGUCUUGAAAACGCUCCGCACGACCCUCAAAUAUGAAGGGGUGCGAGGGCUGUACAAAGGGAUGCUUUUCCCCCUGCUCUCAUCGGGGGCUCUCAAUGCCCUGUUCUUUGGUGUCUACGCCAACACCCUAAGAUUUAUCGAGCAGAAGCGAGCCCCGGGCGUUGAGCGCAGAAACAACUGGGGUGAUGACCCAUCCACAAAAAGUGGCCAUCCCAAUAGGUCGACUCUCGAUGUUUUUGCCGCGGGCUGUGUUGGAGGGCUGUUCGCUUGCACGCUCGCGUGUCCCAUCGACUUGAUAAAAAUCCAAAUGCAAUCUCAGACAGGUGUCGCCUCGAGCAAGGAGUGGGGACACCACGUCGAGCCGAAGCACAAGGGGAUGCUCGACUGCAUUCGAAGGCUGUGCCAUAAACGAGGGGUCAGGGGCCUCUAUACUGGGAUGUGUCCCAUGCUGCUCCGUGACGUAGUAUCGUAUGGCGUGUACAUGACCGUAUACGAAACGGGUUUGCAAAACUUGCAUUGGAACCCUGUAGUUUCCACGCUGGUCAGUGGAGGAUGUGCAGGAGUUGUUUCAUGGGGUGUAAUCAUCCCUAUAGACCUUGUAAAGUCAAGGAUACAAGCGGAUGAUAUCAAGAAACCUAUGUACAGAGGAGUAGUAGACUGCGUGAAGAAGAGCUACCAAGCACACGGACUACCAGUCUUUUUUCGUGGGUUUUCCAUGAUGAUGGUCCGAUCUUUUCCUGUUAACGCAGCAACAUUUUUAGUGUAUGAAUCUACAUUACACUUACUUAAGCCAGACAUGGAUUUAUCAGAUCUGGGACUGAUUGAUCCCUGAUCCAAAACUAGUUUUGAAUUGAAAGUAAAAAUAAAUCAGUUUUGUGACGGUUGAAAGUUAAAAUGUGCAUUACUUGACUUGUUUGACAAUCACAAGAAGCAGAAAUUGUUACAAUGAA
Molecule: messenger RNA, 1320 nt
Organism: Thrips palmi
Lineage: Eukaryota; Metazoa; Arthropoda; Insecta; Thysanoptera; Thripidae
Product: solute carrier family 25 member 45-like
Exons: 6
Coding region: 249-1202 (317 amino acids)
Biological process (GO): mitochondrial L-ornithine transmembrane transport
Cellular component (GO): mitochondrion
Molecular function (GO): high-affinity L-arginine transmembrane transporter activity
Source: RefSeq, a predicted model, not a curated record